Solenopsis invicta (red fire ant) is the source of this 4345-nucleotide messenger RNA. RefSeq lists its product as uncharacterized. The transcript has 4 exons. The coding region runs from base 1129 to 1557 and encodes 142 amino acids. The record is from RefSeq and is a predicted model, not a curated record. Lineage: Eukaryota; Metazoa; Arthropoda; Insecta; Hymenoptera; Formicidae.
AAACAUAAAAGCCCGGAUGUAAUAUUCAAUCAUCGUUUGUUUCAAUAUUUCGCGAUCAUAUCUUAAUUGUAAACAUCAUAGGACAAGCCAUUUUUUGAUUUUUGGAAAGUGCAGGUAGGCUCGCUAACAAGGUACAUACGUCAAUCGAGGUAGACUCGUUGCUUUCGAUAUUUCGAGACUAACGUACUGACCGGCCGCUCUGAUUGGCUCCCGUCGUUUCGAGAAUCGCAAGCGUUUCGAACUCAGUCAACGGUCCAGCAACGCGCCGCGUCGGCACGACGCUCGGACUCCGGCGAGUCGUUCCCCGUAUUCCCCGGUGAUUGUCAGCGGUCCGGCUGUCAUCGACAAUGCCGAGAGGUAACGUCGCGUUCGUGAGCGUGUUCGCAACGCGUGCAUCGCUCGAGAGCACCACUGGGAGCAAGGUGACCUCGAGGUCUCGCGGAGCAGCGGCCGCCGGUGUCGUCCACAGUAGUACGUCGAACCUCGCGACAACGAAGAUCGGUGCGUAAAUGUCGAAUGUGAGAGAAGAGAGCCUCUUUUAUGUUUCAUUGUUCGAUUUUUCGCUUGCUAGAAGUUUCGUUCGUGUCUCUGUCACUCUCUUUCACACAUUCGACUCACGCUCCGACUAGCAUUUAUGGCGGGGUACAGAAAUGCAUCAUGGUUGGCCGCUUCGGAAUGAAUUUGCCGCGUAUCGCGAUGUCAAUACGCCGAGAACGAGCAUUGCGAUCUGAUCGUCGUCAAGAGUGCCGUAAACGACGCCGCACGUUCGUCCAGAUCAUCAUUCCUAUGAAUCAUCGACACGCGUCGGACCACGCCAUUAAUCGCUGUUAAUCGCUACAGCCGGCUCUUAGCAGCAUAUUUCCUGCCGCGAUCGCAAUGUUUACGGAGCGGGUUCUUAAUGAGGUUACCUUAACACCAGUGGCGCUUUCGAACAGUCGCGAAUAGAUUUCGCGGGCACACGGCCGGUUGGAAGUGAAGGGUGCCGUUCGCAUUCGCGUAUAUGAAACGUCGCAAUUAUCCGUGCAUCCCGUAAUAUGUCACAACCUCUUUUCCGGUCGUCCGUAACGAUCGUCCGCAACGAUCGCCUACUCCGAGAGUGAAUUUUUCGAAUGCUAAGUGGAGUGCACGAUGCUGCAUAGCAUCAGCACGAAGUACGUAGCAAAAAGGCAAUGUAGAGUGCAAAUAAAACUUGAUGUGAUAUAUAGUGAAUGGUGCAUUUAUUGUGGUGCAAGUUACAAGUGUUGUGCCCGAUAUUGUGGAUACUUCGUUGGAUCUUUCCCUUGGAGUCCGCCGGCGAUGGAGCAAGUAGGAGAGGUAAACAAUUGGAGCGACGCCGAUGGCGUUGGAUGUGUCGACGCAGGAUCGUCGUGGGAUAAUGGACCGUCUGCAGACGCUCGUCGGAGAUCCUCGAGGAACAAGGAGAGCGCGGAGCGAUGGCGAACGGGCGGGGAGAUGGUCCAUAAAUCAGAGCCGCGGCGAGAAAAGGUCACGAAGGAAGUCGGAGAGAAUCGGCACGGAUUUAAUGAGAAUCGAUGGAGCAGACGGAGCGCGCGAUGAAGAGGUACGAGUUAUUGCGAUGCUAUGCCGAAUACGUUAACUGGAGGCUGAAGGGACUAAAAAGAGGGAUUGAAUCUCGUGGCGAGACUUUCGACAAUGAAGAACGUAGGGGAAAGAGACGUGGAAGACGCUCAAGGCCGUACUAGAGACGGAAAUAGAUUGCUCUUUUACAACUUUUUUCCGAUGCGUGUCUUCUCUUUGUUUGAAUAUUGCCCGCCGAGUAAAUGGGAUCGCGGAAUGUUUACGACGGAACAACUGGCGUGAGACUGAUCAAAUUCUUCAAUUCAAGUUUGUUUGUAUAUUUAAGUUAAAUAUAUAAAUGUUUAAAUUAAAGCGCAAAUAUUUCAUGUAUUUGAGUUAAAUACAAAGAAAAAUAUUUAAACUGAAGGAAUGUAAUCAAGUUGAAGAAUUUUGUCGAUUUAACAACUUUGUUUCUUAGCGUACAUACAAUUCAGCGAACGACGUCACGGAUUAAAAGUCAUCACUACUUUUACCGGCAUUCGCGUUACGUGUGCGUUUAUACUGCAAUUAUGGCAAUCUUCAAAAAUAAUUCUCAAUCCUCUGAGUUAUAAUUUUAUUGUAUCGGAUGUCUCCGUCAUUCGGAUUUAAUUGCUAGCCCGCGCAUGAAAGUGAAAGAUUAUUGCCAUUGUUACAGUGGGACUCGCGAUGAAUUGCCAGUUUCAAGACGUCUUUAUGGGCCCAUCAAUGCUAAUAGCACUGCAAUUGAAUAGAAAAGUAUCCCCUCUAUUACGAAAUUUCCGUUUUUAAUAAACAUUUUAAAAUGCAACUCUUCAUGGCCAAUUUCCUCUUAAAUCGCGCUAAAGCGAGCUACAGAAUGUGUAGAAUCUUUCGUUUUAAUAUUUAAAAUUACAAUACAGUCCAAUAUUAUACAUUGGAAUAUAAAAUAUAUUCAACGCAUUUUUUUAUACAAUAAAAAAAUCUUCUUUCAUGACAAUUAAGUUAGUAAGUGUAAUUAAACAUAAAUAAACGCGACGGUCAUUCACAAUUAUUCGUCUGGAGGUUUCUCCUGCGAAACUCGCGUCGUGCAAGAGACCCCGUUGCAGACGGGGUCUCCAGUGGAAUUCGCAACGAAUGCCGGAAACGUUUGAUUAACAGUUUACUCAUUAUCGACCCGAUUAUGAGAUAAGUAUCGACGACAAGAGAGGUCGCCUACUUGCCCAGCAAUCUGGAAUAAUGAUCGUCCCCCGGGAGGACGCGCGACGGCGUACGAAUUAUCGUAUGCACGACGACGAUGGGAACGUGUGACUCCGUGAGCCGACUUAUUACAAAACGCGCUGUUACGUCCGUAUAUUCGCAGAAUUAUAGGUGAGUUCGCGCGCGACUCUCCGCUGCAUUGCGCUCGCACACGUCUAGCUUUCACUCGGACACAUUCGAAGACAGUGGCUGGGAAAAUUCUCGUGCGAUGCCCCUGACCGGAGUCCCUCUGGCUUAUCAUUAGUCUUCGCGAUACCCUCUUUCGUCGCGGCAAAAUCUUUAUAUAACGCUGGACUUGAGAGAGAAAAUGGGAAAAUAACAAAUGGACAGAGAGCAGAAUUUUGAUAGGCAGGACACGACGUGCUUUUGAUUUAUUUGCGUGAAACACGAGAGUUUUGAGUCUCUGAUGAUUUAUAGUCCAUCAGGAGAUGCCUGGAUUAACUACCUGGUAGGUAAUUUUACGGCUCGCGUCUAUUUUGACGACUGUUAGAGUUCAACAGCACUCCUUCCCACAUCCGCACGAAAAAAAACCUCCUCGGCAGUGGCACUCAUUAGUCUCAGAAUAUUAGUUAUGAUGAGUUCACGGUUGCCAGCUUUCGCAUCUCUCUGCUGCAUCGGAAAGUUACUUUUAUGUGUACGUAUAUGUACAUAUAUGUAUAUAUGUUUAUCUGAACGCGCGAGGUCACGCGGCAAUUAGGUACACCGGCCAUCGGUUAUGGCAAUUGAUCUUGAUGGCCAUGGAGAAUCCGCGAGCGCUCAUAAAAAUUAAGGAAUCUGGUGACUCAUGCCGUUUUUACCUUCGUUUCUUGUCCGGGGUGCCUGAACCACCGUCUCUCGCGCGAGAGAGCCGACUUAUUUGGCGAACGUGGAGAACGAUUCGAUUCAAUCGUCCGAUCUUGAUCGACCGAUUCGUGGCAGUCGCCUCUUUAUUGGCCAUAAAGCGACGAUAAUUUUAACACUCUCUGUUCUGUAUUCCGAUAACCGAAUAAUGGGUCAGCAAUUCUCAAGCAAAGAGUUGUAUGAAUUUUUCAUGGGCGACUGCAUAUUGCAUUUUACGUUCUCGUACUUGAAUAAUGAAGAGUUUUGGCGUGGAGAAGAGCGUGGAAAAAUGAAAAUUCACAGCAAAUUCAGAACAAAAUUGAUCAAAUUAACAUUAUUUAUGAAUUCGUAUUUGCAUAAUAUGAUUAUACUCAACUGUCUUAACUUUUUAAUUAUUUCCUUAAGGUUCAAAGGGCACAGAACGAUAAAAAAAGUUCCGAAAGCAUAGCAGAGUCAUCGCAGAAGUGUCAUGGGGCAUAAUUAUGGCGAUGCAAAUUAAAUGUCAACGUAACGUUAUAUAUCACGACUUCCUUGACAGUCGUGGUGUAGUUGGCAUUUAAAGAGUCUUCCCCUCAUUAUCACGCCGGCCGCUCGUUAUUGCGAAAACAAAGAAAGUAGUACGAGCCGCGAAGAAGGAGAGCCGCGUUUCGAUCCUCGAGAUAGGAAAGUGAAAUAAGCGAGGCAGCCCUUAGGCACACACUAUAUAUCUCACCCCAUAAUCGAGAACAAGUUGCUUGUUGACGUUUUGACCCAA